Molecule: messenger RNA, 2124 nt
Organism: Ziziphus jujuba (common jujube)
Lineage: Eukaryota; Viridiplantae; Streptophyta; Magnoliopsida; Rosales; Rhamnaceae
Product: serine/threonine/tyrosine-protein kinase HT1
Exons: 4
Coding region: 476-1948 (490 amino acids)
Biological process (GO): protein phosphorylation
Molecular function (GO): ATP binding; protein kinase activity
Source: RefSeq, a predicted model, not a curated record
UUUCCUUCCCCGUCUCAAUUAAAAACGUUUCAGAUUAAUAUUUUGCCGUAACUCCUUUUCCGAAGCGGUAACACCACCCGUCAACGCCGGGACCACCCUCUCGUCCUAGACCCGUAUCACCUUCGCCGGCGCUUCCUCUACGGCUUGGCGUACCUUUCCGGUAUCUCGGACAUCUCCGGCCCUCUCGCUUUCUCUCUGUUGCAUACAUCUCUCACUGUCUUCCUCUCUCUGUUUCAGAUACUUGGUCCGCCCCCUUUGUCCAUCGGAGCUCUUCUCCGGUCCUUCCCAUACAGGGCCUCGAUCCCUCCAGGUUUGAAAAAAAAAAUUUGGGUUUUGGAGUUGUUUUGAGUAGGAAUUUCCUAUUUGUUUUCCAAUCCUUCUUCCCAGCCAGGAGGAGGAGAAGAAGGUGCAGAAGAGGAAGAUUUAGGAGGUUUUGAAAGAGGGUGUUGCAAGGAGUUUUUGGGGAAGAAAAUUGAUGGAGGGAGAGGUUAGCUCUUGGAUUAGAAGAACAAAAUUUUCCCACACUGUUUGUCAUCGUUGGGACUCUUCAAGAUUGGCUUCUGUUCCUUUCAAUGUUCAGAUAGACAGGAUUUCGGGGUUGAAAUCCAGACCCCCAAACAGGGAAGCUUCUGGUAAUCAUAAAGAAAAUCCAAGUUAUUCACAGAUUCAGAGAAAUCCCGUUACCAACAAACAGAGAUCUUUAUCACCUCUACCGGAGACUCUACUUUCCGAAGAGUUUAAAGAAGCUCGAUCUGAUUGGAAGAGAUUCUCAACUCCGAACCGUAGGAGAAAAGAGAUAGACAAGGGAAUUGUGGGAAAUGUUUUCCACAAGGAUUCCCAAGUAUCCAAGGCAUUGAACUCGAGUACUAGCCCUCUCAGGCAUCUUGCUUCCAUGAAAGUUAAUGACAAGUCGAAGAACCGGAGGGAAUCGCCAUGGGCCAAGUAUUUUGAUCAUGCUGCUGGAAAGGUUACUGCUGUGGAAGCAGCUGAUGAAUGGAGUGUUGAUAUGUCAAAGUUAUUUCUUGGUCUUAAAUUUGCUCAUGGAGCUCAUAGCCGGCUUUACCAUGGGAUUUACUUUGAUGAACCUGUUGCCGUUAAGAUUAUUAGAGUCCCAGAUGAUGACGAAAGCGGAGCUCUGGCAGCUCGUUUAGAGAAACAGUUUAGCAGAGAAGUUAAUCUUCUAUCUCGUCUUCACCAUCAAAAUGUUAUAAAGUUCAAAGCAGCAUGCGGAAAGCCACCAGUUUAUUGUGUCAUCACUGAAUAUUUAUCAGAGGGUUCCUUGAGGGCAUAUUUGCACAAGCUCGAGCAUAAAUCUCUUCCUUUACAGAAGCUAAUUGCUAUUGCCUUGGACAUAGCACGUGGAAUGGAAUUCAUUCACUCGCAACAUGUUAUUCAUAGGGACUUAAAGCCCGAAAACAUUCUUAUUGAUCAAGACUUCCGCCUAAAAGUUGCUGAUUUCGGUAUAGCAUGCGAGGAGACAUAUUGUGAUUCUUUGGCAGAUGACCCCGGCACUUACCGAUGGAUGGCACCUGAGUUGAUCAAGCAUAAAUGCUAUGGGCGGAAAGUUGAUGUGUACAGUUUUGGAUUAAUCUUAUGGGAAAUGGUGGCAGGGACAAUCCCAUUUGAGGAUAUGAACCCCAUUCAAGCUGCAUUUGCCGUAGUGAAUAAAAAUUUGAGGCCUAUCAUCCCAGGGGACUGUCCGCCUGCUAUGCGAGCUUUGAUCGAACAAUGUUGGUCCUUGCAACCAGAUAAAAGGCCAGAGUUUUGGCAGAUAGUGAAGGUGCUAGAACAGUUUGUAACGUCGCUAGCAUACGAUGGAACUUUGAGUCUUGUGCUGAACCAAACUUGCCACGAUCAUAAGAAGCAGCUUCUUCGCUGGAUCCAGAAGCUUGGUCCUGUGCAUUCUACUAGUUCAUCUAUGCCAAAACCAAAACCAAAAUUCUAUUGAAUCUUUGGUAGGACUUGCAAUUUGUAAUUUCACCAGAUCAAUUGUAAUUAAAAAAGAGAAAAAAGAAAAAGAAAAAAGGUUUGUUUUUUCUAAACCUUUUUAUUAGUGUUACUCUCACGUUUAUGUGUCACCAAUUGAUUAGGUUGAUGCAAUUGAAGUGAAGAAAUGCUUUUACA